Komagataella phaffii GS115 is the source of this 1365-nucleotide messenger RNA. RefSeq lists its product as hypothetical. Bases 1 to 1365 code for a protein of 454 amino acids. The transcript has a single exon. Lineage: Eukaryota; Fungi; Ascomycota; Pichiomycetes; Pichiales; Pichiaceae. The record is from RefSeq and is a predicted model, not a curated record.
AUGUUUAAAAAAUUACUUCCCCUAGCUCUCUUCAAAGCAAUAGUUUUGGCCGAUUCCACCUCUUUUACCAUCAACUUUGGACCUGGUGAAGGUCAUAGUGGUACUCCUUUGGGUGUUAACGAUGCUGGCGUCAUCAUUCCGAGCACCACUGGAGUUCGAUUUUAUGUCAAUGAUGACAGUCAACUGAAGGUUGACAACCACGAGCUGCAGGCGGCCUCACCAUUAGAUCUCCUGUCCUUGAUUAAUAGCGGUGCUGAAACCAAAGGGUUUUCUCUAGUUACCGACCCACCGGCCCUUUUGCUUAACGACGCGACCCCUAGUCUAUGGAUUUGUGAAUCAAGUGACGUUUCUCGAAUUGCAAUCAGUAUAGAUUCACCAGCUGAUGGCUGUAUUCCAUACUCCAUCAAGCCUAAACUCGAGGCAAACGUCCGCAAAGGUGGUUUGUUUGCCAGAGAUGAUGAUCUCACUGACAGCGAUGGCGUUGACACUGAUACAGAAGAUGAUUUGACUGACAACGAUGGUGUCGAUACCGAUACAGAAGAUGAUUUGACUGAUAACGAUGGUAUCGAUACUGAUACGGACGAUGACUUGACCGACAAUGAUGGUAUCGAUACUGAUACAGAAGGCGACUUAACUGAUAACGAUGGUGUUGACACCGACACAAAUGAUGAUUGGACUGACAACGAUGGUGUUGAUACUGACACUGAUGAUGAUUGGACUGACAAUGAUGGUAUCGAUACCGACACUGAUAGUGAUGAUGACCAAAGUCUAGCUGGGCCUGUCAACCCACCAACGAGUGCAACUCUCGCAACCACUUCUACGUCCUCAACAAGCGCUACUUUCACAAGUCUGACAACUGGAGGUGAUUUGACUGACUCUGAUCCUGAUAGCUGGACUGACAAUGAUGGUGUUGAUACUGACACAGAUGAUGAUUGGACUGACAAUGAUGGUAUUAAUACUGACACUGACACUGAUAGUGACGAUGACCAAAGUCUAAGUGGGCCAACCAACCCACCAACGAGCACAACUCUCGCAACUACUGCUACCUCCUCAACGAGCACCACUUCUGCAAGUGCUCUGGCCACUGGAGGUGAUCUGACUGACUCUGAUACUGAUAGCUGGACUGACAAUGAUGGUAUCGAUACUGACACUGACAGUGACACUGAUAGUGACGAUGACCAAAGUCAAAGUGGACCAGGAAAUUCACCAACGGGUGCAACUCUUGCAACUACUGCUACUACGUCCGCAACUAGCACCGUUUCAAAUGGUCAAGUAACAUCCUCAGAUAAUGGGGCCAAUCAUUUCGCUGGUGCAGUUGGAUUAUCAGGAGCAGCCGGUGGAGUUAUUCUAGCUUUACUGAUUUGA